UCUCGGGAUGCUGAACACAUCGGGAAACGACACCGGCUGUCAGCCUCAAGGAAUUACCGCUUUCAUCCCGAUCUUUAUGAGCUUCAUCUUCUUUGUUGGUUUCGUGCUCAACUUUAUCAGUCUAUGGAUUUUCUGGUUUCGGGUCAAACAUUGGAACUCAACUGUGGUUCUCCAGUUCAACUUGGCCAUCUCCGAUGCCAUCAUCACUCCGGCAGCUCCACUGGUCGUUGCCUACAAUUUAACCGACCACUGGACCUUCGGGACAUUCCUCUGCCAAUUUAAGAUCUUCCUGCUCAGCACUCACAUGUAUACCAGUAUCUGCUUCCUCACUUUAAUCAGCGUCCACCGAUAUUUUACUGUUGCUCAAAAGGGUAAAAGGACUGCCUGGUCCAAGAAGCCUUUCAUCACCAAACUGUGCCUCGCUGUCUGGGGAUGUCUCUGUGUACAAGGAGUCCCAUCUUUCUUUUUUGUAAAACCUGCUGAAGUUCACGGAGUUACCAAAUGUCUCAGUAUUCAUCAAACUGAUCAGGCGGUUUUAUACUUUGUCUGGAACUGGGUGUUCCUCUUCUCCGGCGCCCUCGUUCCUUUCUCCAUAACACUAGUCUGCUAUAGUCUCCUGAGUCGCUAUAUCCUCAAGGUGAAUCCUAUGAACACUCUCAGCAAAGUCAUGGUGUCCAGAUCCGUACAGACCAUACUCGUUUCUCUAAUUAUAUUUCUAAUAUGCUAUAUCCCCGUACAUAUCACCAGAGCAAUGUUAGUCACAAUCAAAUUAUUCUUCCCAGCCAUGUGCUCGUUAUUGGAGAGAGUUGAGGUUGCCUAUUAUAUCACAUGGAUGUUAUCAGGUGCAAAUUGUUUUUUAGAUCCCAUAUUAUACUGUUUUGCCUCAGCCAGAUUUAGGCGCACAUUCACCGGCUGGUGUAGCUCUCCCUACAGCCGUGAUAACAACCAGAGAAACACAACAGACGAAACUUGUGGUAACCAAGUAGAGUUAUCUUCAGAUCGUCACCGUGGUCCUCUACCGACUGUGAGCACCACAGAGACUGGGAUGUAGUGUCACAUAGGUGUGAAAAGUGAUUUUCAAUGGAAAUAAGUGACAUGCAGUGGUAGAGAACAAGU
Pseudophryne corroboree (corroboree frog) is the source of this 1116-nucleotide messenger RNA. Its product is annotated as P2Y purinoceptor 4-like. Gene Ontology annotation, biological process: G protein-coupled receptor signaling pathway. Gene Ontology annotation, molecular function: G protein-coupled receptor activity. The coding region runs from base 8 to 1051 and encodes 347 amino acids. The transcript has a single exon. The record is from RefSeq and is a predicted model, not a curated record. Lineage: Eukaryota; Metazoa; Chordata; Amphibia; Anura; Myobatrachidae. Gene Ontology annotation, cellular component: plasma membrane.